This is a messenger RNA of Saccostrea cuccullata (small rock oyster), 3198 nucleotides long. RefSeq names its product multiple epidermal growth factor-like domains protein 6. NCBI's taxonomy places the organism in Eukaryota, Metazoa, Mollusca, Bivalvia, Ostreida, Ostreidae. Gene Ontology annotation, biological process: cell communication. The record is from RefSeq and is a predicted model, not a curated record. The coding region runs from base 1 to 3198 and encodes 1065 amino acids. The transcript has a single exon. Gene Ontology annotation, cellular component: membrane. Gene Ontology annotation, molecular function: scavenger receptor activity.
AUGGAGCAAAUCACAUGUCCAAACGUCACACAUGGUAACUGUUCUGAGAAUGGGACAUUAAAUUGUCAUCCAAAUUACUAUGGUGACAAUUGUACGAUAUUCUGUUCUAAUGUCACUCAUGGUACUUGUUCACUAGAGGGAAAACGUAUUUGCCGUGAAAACUAUUAUGGACAGAACUGCACCCAAUUCUGCCCAAACGUCACGCAUGGUACUUGUACACACGAGGGAGUACUUGAUUGUCACGAGAAUUACUAUGGCCCCAACUGUACCAUAUUCUGUCAAAACGUUACACACGGUACCUGUUCAAGAGAGGGACAACUCGACUGUGCUGAUCAAUACUAUGGAGCAAAUUGUACGACAUUCUGUCCAAACGUCACACAUGGUAACUGUUCUGAGAAUGGGACAUUAAAUUGUCAUCCAAAUUACUAUGGUGACAAUUGUACGAUAUUCUGUUCUAAUGUCACUCAUGGUACUUGUUCACUAGAGGGAAAACGUAUUUGCCGUGAAAACUAUUAUGGACAGAACUGCACCCAAUUCUGCCCAAACGUCACGCAUGGUACUUGUACACACGAGGGAGUACUUGAUUGUCACGAGAAUUACUAUGGCCCCAACUGUACCAUAUUCUGUCAAAACGUUACACACGGUACCUGUUCAAGAGAGGGACAACUCGACUGUGCUGAUCAAUACUAUGGAGCAAAUUGUACGACAUUCUGUCCAAACGUCACACAUGGUAACUGUUCUGAGAAUGGGACAUUAAAUUGUCAUCCAAAUUACUAUGGUGACAAUUGUACGAUAUUCUGUUCUAAUGUCACUCAUGGUACUUGUUCACUAGAGGGAAAACGUAUUUGCCGUGAAAACUAUUAUGGACAGAACUGCACCCAAUUCUGCCCAAACGUCACGCAUGGUACUUGUACACACGAGGGAGUACUUGAUUGUCACGAGAAUUACUAUGGCCCCAACUGUACCAUAUUCUGUCAAAACGUUACACACGGUACCUGUUCAAGAGAGGGACAACUCGACUGUGCUGAUCAAUACUAUGGAGCAAAUUGUACGACAUUCUGUCCAAACGUCACACAUGGUAACUGUUCUGAGAAUGGGACAUUAAAUUGUCAUCCAAAUUACUAUGGUGACAAUUGUACGAUAUUCUGUUCUAAUGUCACUCAUGGUACUUGUUCACUAGAGGGAAAACGUAUUUGCCGUGAAAACUAUUAUGGACAGAACUGCACCCAAUUCUGCCCAAACGUCACGCAUGGUACUUGUACACACGAGGGAGUACUUGAUUGUCACGAGAAUUACUAUGGCCCCAACUGUACCAUAUUCUGUCAAAACGUUACACACGGUACCUGUUCAAGAGAGGGACAACUCGACUGUGCUGAUCAAUACUAUGGAGCAAAUUGUACGACAUUCUGUCCAAACGUCACACAUGGUAACUGUUCUGAGAAUGGGACAUUAAAUUGUCAUCCAAAUUACUAUGGUGACAAUUGUACGAUAUUCUGUUCUAAUGUCACUCAUGGUACUUGUUCACUAGAGGGAAAACGUAUUUGCCGUGAAAACUAUUAUGGACAGAACUGCACCCAAUUCUGCCCAAACGUCACGCAUGGUACUUGUACACACGAGGGAGUACUUGAUUGUCACGAGAAUUACUAUGGCCCCAACUGUACCAUAUUCUGUCAAAACGUUACACACGGUACCUGUUCAAGAGAGGGACAACUCGACUGUGCUGAUCAAUACUAUGGAGCAAAUUGUACGACAUUCUGUCCAAACGUCACACAUGGUAACUGUUCUGAGAAUGGGACAUUAAAUUGUCAUCCAAAUUACUAUGGUGACAAUUGUACGAUAUUCUGUUCUAAUGUCACUCAUGGUACUUGUUCACUAGAGGGAAAACGUAUUUGCCGUGAAAACUAUUAUGGACAGAACUGCACCCAAUUCUGCCCAAACGUCACGCAUGGUACUUGUACACACGAGGGAGUACUUGAUUGUCACGAGAAUUACUAUGGCCCCAACUGUACCAUAUUCUGUCAAAACGUUACACACGGUACCUGUUCAAGAGAGGGACAACUCGACUGUGCUGAUCAAUACUAUGGAGCAAAUUGUACGACAUUCUGUCCAAACGUCACACAUGGUAACUGUUCUGAGAAUGGGACAUUAAAUUGUCAUCCAAAUUACUAUGGUGACAAUUGUACGAUAUUCUGUUCUAAUGUCACUCAUGGUACUUGUUCACUAGAGGGAAAACGUAUUUGCCGUGAAAACUAUUAUGGACAGAACUGCACCCAAUUCUGCCCAAACGUCACGCAUGGUACUUGUACACACGAGGGAGUACUUGAUUGUCACGAGAAUUACUAUGGCCCCAACUGUACCAUAUUCUGUCAAAACGUUACUCACGGUACCUGUUCAAGAGAGGGACAACUCGACUGUGCUGAUCAAUACUAUGGAGCAAAUUGUACGACAUUCUGUCCAAACGUCACACAUGGUAACUGUUCUGAGAAUGGGACAUUAAAUUGUCAUCCAAAUUACUAUGGUGACAAUUGUACGAUAUUCUGUUCUAAUGUCACUCAUGGUACUUGUUCACUAGAGGGAAAACGUAUUUGCCGUGAAAACUAUUAUGGACAGAACUGCACCCAAUUCUGCCCAAACGUCACGCAUGGUACUUGUACACACGAGGGAGUACUUGAUUGUCACGAGAAUUACUAUGGCCCCAACUGUACCAUAUUCUGUCAAAACGUUACACACGGUACCUGUUCAAGAGAGGGACAACUCGACUGUGCUGAUCAAUACUAUGGAGCAAAUUGUACGACAUUCUGUCCAAACGUCACACAUGGUAACUGUUCUGAGAAUGGGACAUUAAAUUGUCAUCCAAAUUACUAUGGUGACAAUUGUACGAUAUUCUGUUCUAAUGUCACUCAUGGUACUUGUUCACUAGAGGGAAAACGUAUUUGCCGUGAAAACUAUUAUGGACAGAACUGCACCCAAUUCUGCCCAAACGUCACGCAUGGUACUUGUACACACGAGGGAGUACUUGAUUGUCACCAGAAUUACUAUGGCCCCAACUGUACCAUAUUCUUGAUUGUCAAAACGUUACACACGGUACCUGUUCAAGAGAGGGACAACUCGACUGUGCUGAUCAAUACUAUGGAGCAAAUUGUACGACAUUCUGUCCAAACGUCACACAUGGUAACUGUUCUGAGAAUGGGACAUUAA